GUGUAAUAUUUUAGGAAUCCACAGAUGAGAAAACAUACUUCAUCAAAAUCCAUGUUCCAUGGGAGGUAAUGCUCAGAUACGCUGAGAUGAUGAGAAUGAAAAUGCCUAUUAAGGAAAAUGACAUAGACCCCACAGAUGACUCUGAGAAGACUUGCCCCAAUCCAUUUGCUGUGGAUGAGGACAUCAUAAAGCCAGAACCCAAUUAUUUCACAGCUGCCUUUGACAGAGAGAGGAUGAAACAAGGGAUGUUCGUGAUCAAAGACAAAGAAUCCUUUUUCACCAACGCUCAGCGUAGUCGUGUGGCCUAUGAGAUACUUGCAAGGAUGAGAUACGAUGACACUGAUAGAGACAAAUUUGGCAUCAAAAGGUUGAUAAAUAAUGGAUCAUUUGCAGCAGCUUACCCACUGCAUGAGGGCAAGUAUAAGACGGAACAUUCUGUGCUAACCUGGGGAGCUGACAAUGAGAGAGUACUACUAUUUGAAGAAUGGGCCAGACCUGGAAGAUGGUACAAAUACCAGCCUUUGGAUCUGAUCAGGAAAUAUUUUGGAGAGAAAAUAGCCAUCUACUUUACAUGGCUGGGUUACUACACCAUGAUGUUGAUUCCAGCUUCCAUAUGUGGCUUGGUGGUCUUUAUCUAUGGACUAGCUACUCUGAGCACUGACAUACCAAGCAAUGAGAUCUGUGACCGGAGUGGGCCAGGAAACAUUACCAUGUGUCCACUGUGUGACAAGAACUGUUCCUAUUGGAGACUCUACUCCAGCUGCAGGUACUCCAUGGUCACAUACUGGUUUGACAACUAUGGAACCAUGGUGUUUGCUGUAUUUAUGGCAGUAUGGGCCACCAUGUUCCUUGAAGGUUGGAAGCGGAAGCAGGCUGAGAUAGAGUAUGAGUGGGAUGUGGCACAUUUUGAGGAGGAGGAGGAAACCGUGAGACCAGAAUUUGAAGCUACAGUUCGCCACAAGAAGAAGAAUCCAGUUACCCAGACAGAUGAACCAUUCCUUCCAGCAUGGAGCAAGUGCUUUCGAUAUGUCACAGCGUUCUCUGUCAUUCUCUUCAUGCUGUGCUUGGUUCUGGCUGCUGUGUUUGGUGUGAUCAUCUACAGGAUUGUCAUAGUGACACUGUUCUACUCCACUCCUGACCAGCUGGUGGCAGAGAAUGCAAGACUGGCCACCACAGCCACUGCAGCAGUCAUCAACUUGGUGGUUAUCAUGAUACUUAACAGGCUUUACCAAUUCGUUGCACUUGGUCUUACAAACAUGGAGCUCCAGAGGACACAGACAGAGUGGGAAGACAGUUUCACAUUCAAGAUGUUCUUGUUCCAGUGUGUCAACUUUUAUGCCACACUGUUUUAUAUUGCCUUCUUCAAAGGACGGUAAGUGCACAUUUUGACAAUCGGUUUAGUAAGCUCUUUUAUUGGAAAGUUUUGAUUAAAAGGUCCAUGCCAAGUAUAAGGAAAAGCAUGUUGUGAUUAACUGUAUUACAUUAGUGUUAAUAAAAAACAUUGUUGUGAUACAGUUAAAGGGAUAAUAACACUUCGUAUGAGAUCUAUAGUUCACAG
This is a messenger RNA of Lingula anatina, 1558 nucleotides long. Its product is annotated as anoctamin-4. Gene Ontology annotation, biological process: chloride transmembrane transport. NCBI's taxonomy places the organism in Eukaryota, Metazoa, Brachiopoda, Lingulata, Lingulida, Lingulidae. Gene Ontology annotation, cellular component: plasma membrane. The record is from RefSeq and is a predicted model, not a curated record. Gene Ontology annotation, molecular function: protein dimerization activity; chloride channel activity.